Messenger RNA from Onychomys torridus (southern grasshopper mouse), 1697 nucleotides. RefSeq names its product ubiquitin C (gene Ubc). Gene Ontology annotation, biological process: modification-dependent protein catabolic process; protein ubiquitination. The record is from RefSeq and is a predicted model, not a curated record. NCBI's taxonomy places the organism in Eukaryota, Metazoa, Chordata, Mammalia, Rodentia, Cricetidae. Gene Ontology annotation, cellular component: cytoplasm; nucleus. Gene Ontology annotation, molecular function: protein tag activity; ubiquitin protein ligase binding. The transcript has 2 exons. Bases 94 to 1611 code for a protein of 505 amino acids.
AGCUAGUUCCGUCGAGACCUAGAGUUCCGUCGCUGCUUCUCUCCGUGUGGACUGCCGCCGCCGCCGCCGCUGCCGCCGCUACCGCCGCUGACAAUGCAGAUCUUCGUGAAAACCUUAACUGGUAAGACCAUCACCCUGGAGGUCGAGCCCAGUGACACCAUCGAGAAUGUCAAGGCAAAGAUCCAGGACAAAGAGGGCAUCCCCCCUGACCAGCAGAGGCUGAUCUUUGCAGGCAAGCAGCUGGAAGAUGGCCGCACCCUGUCUGACUACAACAUCCAGAAAGAGUCCACCCUGCACCUGGUCCUGCGUCUCAGGGGUGGUAUGCAGAUCUUUGUGAAGACCCUGACAGGCAAGACCAUCACCCUGGAGGUCGAGCCCAGUGACACCAUCGAGAAUGUCAAGGCAAAGAUCCAGGACAAAGAGGGCAUCCCCCCUGACCAGCAGAGGCUGAUCUUUGCAGGCAAGCAGCUGGAAGAUGGCCGCACCCUGUCUGACUACAACAUCCAGAAAGAGUCCACCCUGCACCUGGUCCUGCGUCUCAGGGGUGGCAUGCAGAUCUUUGUGAAGACCCUGACAGGCAAGACCAUCACCCUGGAGGUCGAGCCCAGUGACACCAUCGAGAAUGUCAAGGCAAAGAUCCAGGACAAAGAGGGCAUCCCCCCUGACCAGCAGAGGCUGAUCUUUGCAGGCAAGCAGCUGGAAGAUGGCCGCACCCUGUCUGACUACAACAUCCAGAAAGAGUCCACCCUGCACCUGGUCCUGCGUCUCAGGGGUGGCAUGCAGAUCUUUGUGAAGACCCUGACAGGCAAGACCAUCACCCUGGAGGUCGAGCCCAGUGACACCAUCGAGAAUGUCAAGGCAAAGAUCCAGGACAAAGAGGGCAUCCCCCCUGACCAGCAGAGGCUGAUCUUUGCAGGCAAGCAGCUGGAAGAUGGCCGCACCCUGUCUGACUACAACAUCCAGAAAGAGUCCACCCUGCACCUGGUCCUGCGUCUCAGGGGUGGCAUGCAGAUCUUUGUGAAGACCCUGACAGGCAAGACCAUCACCCUGGAGGUCGAGCCCAGUGACACCAUCGAGAAUGUCAAGGCAAAGAUCCAGGACAAAGAGGGCAUCCCCCCUGACCAGCAGAGGCUGAUCUUUGCAGGCAAGCAGCUGGAAGAUGGCCGCACCCUGUCUGACUACAACAUCCAGAAAGAGUCCACCCUGCACCUGGUCCUGCGUCUCAGGGGCGGUAUGCAGAUCUUUGUGAAGACCCUGACAGGCAAGACCAUCACCCUGGAGGUCGAGCCCAGUGACACCAUUGAGAAUGUCAAGGCAAAGAUCCAGGACAAAGAGGGCAUCCCCCCUGACCAGCAGAGGCUGAUCUUUGCAGGCAAGCAGCUGGAAGAUGGCCGCACCCUGUCUGACUACAACAUCCAGAAAGAGUCCACCCUGCACCUGGUCCUGCGUCUCAGGGGCGGUAUGCAGAUCUUUGUGAAGACCCUGACAGGCAAGACCAUCACCCUGGAGGUCGAGCCCAGUGCCAUCAAGAAAGUCAGACAGGAAGAUGGACGCACCUUUCUCACUACAGUGUCUAGAAAGAGCCCUCCUUGUGCUUGUUCUUGGGCUUGAGGGGAGGUGCCUUAGUUUCCCCUGUCUCUUAAGCUGUUAACAGGUUUCAUUGCACUUUGAAUAAAAUUCUUGCAUUCCCAAAGGUC